Anopheles coluzzii is the source of this 9516-nucleotide messenger RNA. Its product is annotated as Krueppel-like factor luna. Gene Ontology annotation, molecular function: DNA-binding transcription factor activity, RNA polymerase II-specific; RNA polymerase II cis-regulatory region sequence-specific DNA binding. The transcript is spliced from 6 exons. Bases 3593 to 5431 code for a protein of 612 amino acids. Gene Ontology annotation, biological process: regulation of transcription by RNA polymerase II. NCBI's taxonomy places the organism in Eukaryota, Metazoa, Arthropoda, Insecta, Diptera, Culicidae. The record is from RefSeq and is a predicted model, not a curated record.
CCGAAGCGGCUCGAUCAGCAGCACCCACGACAAAGCGUUGGGCGCGUUCGACCGAUCGACCGACUGACUGACUUCUGGUCGUUCAACGGCAACCCCGAGACGACGAUCGAUGCCAAAACCCCCAGUAGUAGCGGGCCUCGUUUUGAAGGUUCGCCGCUCGCUCGCUCGUGCAGCUCACUACUCUGGCGAGAAGCGCGUUGUUGUUGAACGGCCGCAUGUCGCCGGCGAGCGUAUGGUUGCGGUUUGUGUUUUGUUUUGCGCUUUUCAUUUUCAGUAUUGAGCUGUCCCGCGCGACGGCAGGACGUGUUUCGCGUGAAGCUUGCUUGCUAGCGGUUCGGUUUCAACUACGCGCCUUUGCAUCCGUUUUCCGUCUCACGUUGGUGCUUCCUGAUUCGUCCUUUUAUUAUAAUCGUGGUUAUUGCAUGUGGUCUGUGCAGUGUUUUCGUUGCUGUUUACGUCGCAGUUUCGUGCAUGACCUUCCUCACGCGUAUGCAAAACACACCUCAAACUAUUGAAAGGUUUUGCGUGCAGUGGAAUAAUUUACGCGCGUAAAAACGAUCAGUUACGUGCGCAACCGUAGCCGGGGGCGAUUAAAUCCGAAUCCUUCGGGGUUGUGAAAAAACAAAGAUUUCUCGACCCAGCAAGCGAAAAAGUAAGCAACAAACGGAAACCCAUCGUGGGUUUUCCGCAAACAGUAAAGUGUCUUGAUCAUUUCUUGAUCGCGAUCGCAGUCUUGUGUUCUCUAAUCUAAGCGACGCUAAAAAUCAACCGUUGUGUUUGUUUCUGAUUAAAAUUAUUUACUGCUGUGAUCUGGUAAUAAUGUAGCAUCAAUUUAAAGUGAUUGUUUUGUGUACUAGUACUUCUAGCACGAGUGUCCUUCGAAGCUGUUAGAAAUCUUUGUGAAACACUGUUUCAUUAAUCUGCUACCGAAUUCCAUGUGCUGAGACAGCUUUUAUGCAAAAAGUACGAUCGUCCACAAGUAUGCACGGAAGUUGGAAGAAGGAUGCUAAUUUCCAAAACGUAAAUACCUGCAAUUACGACAAUUAAAGUGUGAGUGCAAACGAGCCGCGUGUAAGACACAACACGAUUGCCCCAGUCAGCUUAACCUGCGCCCAACCAAGCCCUUCGACCAACAGGCUUCGACAGCACCAGCAGGCUGGCUUCUGCUUCUGAUGCGGCUGCUUGGCAAGAUUACUGUUAUUAUCGCAUGAAUUAGGAUCAAUUUAUGGUCCAUUCCCGCACGGAACGUAUUGGCGGCACGAAGAAGGGAGUGUAUCGGUGUGGUAUGAUUCAAGUUUGACCCUUUCCGUGUCGUGCCGUGCUGAAGUGUAGCAGUUAAUGCUGAAGUGAGUGGAGAGGAUGUGUAGUCACCACAAGGAUGCAUGUACGGCCGUGUGAUUUCUGACGAUUUGCGGCAAAGUCAAUGUAUAAUGACUACAGUGUGUCGCAGAGUGCCGGAGAUGAGUAGCAUACGAUGUGAGGCAAAGUAACACAAAAGAGCAAAGUGAUUUUUAUACUGUCUAUGGACAUAAUGCCUGAUUAGUAGUGAAAAGCUACAUACCCACAUACAUUAACGAUAAAAUACAAAUCAACACAACAGCAAGGCACUGAAGCAUUCAACGCACUUUGCCUGUUCGCAAUGUAAAUAAAACACUCACUAUCGCUUAAGGCCAGUAUUAGUGAUUUAAGGAAAUCGAUAGCGUUUAGUGACGUGUGGAAGUAGCAUAGUUAUUGUUGUGUGUAUGUGCGUAUGUGCAUUUUCUUGUCUCUGUGCGUGUGUGAGUAACGAAACAAAAAUUCCAAUUCUAAAACUCGUGUGUGCGAAAGCUAUUUAUCCCCCAAACCCUCUCUCACAUCACUUUGACGUUCUUCAACGUACGAUCUCCAGCCGAGGCAAGAUUUCCGUUAUCGAAACCCUCAAGCCACGUAGCCCUUCAGUUCCGGUAGUUGCUGUUGAAAACAGUUGAAGGAAAAAAAUAAGCCGUCCUACUGUCGGGGGCCCCCGAAGUGCACCUUCGUGUUUGGAGCGUAGAAGACAGCAGCGUGUGGUGAAAAAUAUAGAAAAAAAUAACGCCGAUCUAAACGCAACGCGAAGGCAACAACUCUAACGCGCCUUCGCUUCGACCGGAGCGCGCUAACCUGUUUGAAAGGUACUGCACAAAUCGCACCGAACCAGUUGUGUCCGCUGCAAACAACAAAACCUGCCGCCGCUGGUGCAAAAGACUGCGGCUACUGCUACGACUGGGAGGUUCAAGAAUAAUAAUACAAACCCUCCCCGCCUCCCGUCACUUGUAAGGGCCCAUGCGCAGACAGUGGCAGGUAGUGGGCAGGCGUACUAGAGAGCAGCCAGCUUCACGUACGCAGUACCGGUUUGCCAGCUAGCUCGGCACCUGGCCGGGUGUGAACGGAGGGGGGAUCGUGAAAAACCUAUGGUCUGCACCGAAACGGCGGGGACCUCGAAGAUUGCGCGAACGUUUGUUGGUGGCACUGUGGUCCGACGUUCUAGCCAGGUUGCCGCCGACCAGUCGUCCCCGUCCAUUACUACUACUCUCGCGGUACAGUGGUCCUACCUUCCGAGCACGGUGGAGGCCUGAUUGUGUCCAGCUCGCGAACACGUAUGCUAAAAACACUCCAUGCUCCAAACGGGUACAAAUUAAGGUGUGCAUUUACUCGUACACGUACUCCGUACACGACCAUCUUGGCCAGUUUCUCUGCGUUCUAGAAACGCUUCACUUCCUCGGUUUUUGGUGCGCACCUCCACAGCCUCUCGAGCACCAGCAGGCGACCAAUUAAAAGGGCAUUAAUGAAAACAACCGUCUGGUUGAGGGGACACCGUGCGCGCCGUGUCGAUUGGGUUACCAGCUUUCGCGGACUGUCCGUCGCGCAAGAGUCCUACACGCUGGCGGGGGUCCUAGAGUGCUGACGGAAGUACCGCGGAAUACAUCGAUCGAUGCAUUGGGCUUCUCAAGGCAUUGAGCUUUCGUAAAGCUCUGAGUGAUUGUCAGAAAGUGUGAGUGUGUUUGUGUGUGUUUGUGUGGUUGUAUGUGACCCAAUAUUGAAUCCAACUGACCCCAGCUGCGUUCCCGUUGACCCGCGCUCUAGUGGCAUGAUACCGAAGUGUGCUGCAGUCGAUUGCGGUGAAACGAAUGGGUCCGUGUGAGCGUGUGAUCGUGUAGAAAAUUAUUGUCCAAGAAUCCUGAAAGUGUCUGUUUGAAAAAAAAAGAGAGGGAGUGAGAAAAAAGGUCUAGAUAGAUGGGAAGUGUGCACUUGCGUGUAUGUAGCUGUCCAUUAAUGCUAAUCUCGUAGCGGUGAUUGUCAGUUGGUUCGCCUACCGUUACUGCUGCGACUGCUCGUGAGCAUCAGAAGCAAGCACACCCUAGACCUCUGCAUUCGUCGUUGCAUACACUCUCCCGGAUGUUUCGAUGCAGUAGUGCUGGUGUAACCGAUCGACAUCGGUGAUUUGCCCUUCUUCUUCAUCAUCAUCGUCAUCGUUCACCUAAACGCUGGAGUUACAGUACGCGAUUGCUGUUGUGGUCAUCGUCACUGUCAUCGCACAAGGAUUAUCAUUUUGAUACGGCGUACUGGAAUUUUAAUGGUUUACAUGAAUGGACUUGGCAAUGACCCUCUGUCUGCAAAAGAGGCAGAGGGCCCACCAGUCCAGCUAGAGCCCGUCGAUCUCAGCGUUCGCUCCCCGCCAAAAGAUCUUAAGUCAACGUCGGUCCGAAUGCGAAGCGGGGGACUCCUGAAACGGCCACCACCACCACUCAUCACAGCACCACACCUGCUAGCGUUAAGGCACAAAACGAAAGAUCUAUUUUACUCACUUCACAACAACAACAACAACAACAACAACAACAACAACAACAACAACAACAAUGAGGAAACUGAAAACGAAAGCACGGACAGUAGUGAGUCGACGGCAACGGCCAAGAUUGCAGCUGCGGCCGCUGCUGCAGCCGCCGCAACAAUUGCCGCAGCAGCGGCCGCCUCGCAAGCACCUCCCUCCGCCUUCUCGCCAACGCACGCACACCAUCUCCUGUCGACGCUGUGCGGCACCGGUAGUUCCAUCGUACCAGGCCAAUCGGAAACGCCUGGCAACAACGGUAGCGCCGCCGACGGUGCCACAGCAGCAGCCGCAGCAGCAGCACUCAUCCUAGCCGAGAAUAACAAUAGCCUUAGUGUGAAUAACAACAACUAUCCUAGUGAAAGCGACCUUGAAACGAAACCGAGUACCUUCCGGGGCGAGUCGACGACCUAUCCUACUAUCUACAACAACUACUGUGUUCAGCAGCGGGGCAGCCCAACGCAACGUACGAGUUCGGAAAGUCAGAGGAAAAAAUCUCCAUCCACGGGACUGGGUAGCAGUGGUACUGGUGGUGGUGGUGGAACACAUCCGAUACAACACCCACAUCAUCAUCCUCACCAUCAUCUCUUUCCGCCACAAUUCCUGCAAGCCUUCUCGGUGCAUCAACUUCAGCAGCAGGAAGAACAGCUGCUGAGCCACCGUCGAGCACAGUCGCCACUUUCGCUAAUGUUCGAUCAACAACUACAGGAGCAGCUGCACCAGCUCUCCGCAGCAUCCGUCGUACAUCCGCCGUCCGUGGCCAAACUGUUGCCCGGUAUACCAGCACCGCUGGCGGCAUCGAUUGCAUCCAUCGCUUCUAGCUUACCGAAAAACCAUCCGCUUAGCGAGACUGCCACUGUUGCAUUUCAGCGGUUGCUUCAGCAACAACAACAGCACCAGCAAUCGGCCACUGUGGCUGCAUCAUCGCAGUUAGGUUCGGGGCUAUUAUCAUCCCGCUCUCGCAACAGCACAAAACCCACCGACCGCAGUAGCAGUCCGGAUCGUUACAUCGGCAAGCUAACGGACCUUCGGCAGCGAACCGCUUCCAACAGUAGUUCCAAUGGAGGUGCCGCCGCCAGUGGCGAACAAGCGGCCACGCCAUCAUCCAAACGGCACGCGGACGAUGGGAAUGGACAUAGCAGCAGUAGUAGCAGCAGCAGUAAUAACAACACUCCUCGCCAUCAUCUUCAUCUUGCAUCAGCCUCACCGGGACUGCUGGGUCUGGGCAGUGAGCUUCGCCAUCAUCAUCAUCAUCAUCAUCACAAUCAUCACCAUCACCAUCAAUCGUCCUCCUCGCUAUCCUCGUUGAAAGGAUUGACGAAGAAUCGGAAGAUCCACCGCUGUGAUGCAACUGGUUGUGAUAAGGUGUACACGAAGAGCUCUCAUCUGAAGGCACACAAACGAACACACACUGGUGAAAAACCAUACAUCUGCACAUGGGAAGGCUGUGUUUGGAGAUUUGCCCGAUCGGACGAGCUCACCCGCCACUACCGGAAGCACACCGGAUUGAAACCCUUCCGCUGUAAGCUCUGCACACGUUCCUUUAGCCGUUCGGAUCAUUUGUCGCUUCACAUGAAACGACACUAAAAAUGUGUUACUAUUUCGAUGAUUUCGCCCCGCCCAUCCCACCCCUACACCAGAGUGUCUAUCAUCCAUUUGAUCUAAGAAGCGUUGUGUCCGCCCUAGUCCCCCCAAACAUUGCACCACGCUGUGAAGCAAAGGACGGAUAAGGGGGACACUAUCGAUGAAUCUCAAUAAUUGUGUACUACGGUUAAGUUAUUGAUAGGGUGCUUAUAUUUCAGUUUAUCUUUACUUUGCUAGCUUGAUGUAUCCUUCGUUCCAGAUUUUCGAUUGGCAAAUUACAAAAAAAAAUGCUUGACAGCCUCUCUAAUCAGUUUUUAAGCCUUAUGAGGUUUUUUAGUUCGACAUUUUUGAUUUUCUUACGCGUUACGCGUUUUUUGUAUAUUUUUACAACACUUUUCACAAUUCCAUGUUAGAGAAACAGAAAUCUUUUAACUAUCAACAAUCUAUUUCUGUGCUUUCUUAUCUUUAAGAUUUUGUAGCCUCUUUGUGCAAACUUUUGCUUGCCAGCCUACAUCAAUAAUGAUAACCGAACAUUCCUAAGCGUUAGUGGAAGUAACGAAACGUAGUAGAAUAUACAGUGACGGGGAAGAGGGUGAGAGUGAGAGUAAGAGAGAGAGAGAGAGAGAGAGAGAGAGAGAGAGAGAGAGAGAGAGAGAGAGAGAGGGGGAGAAUGAACUAGAAGAAGAAGAAGGAAACAAAAUGCUCAUGCUUUUUCAACGAUUGUCAGUAGCAAAACCAUUCCAAAAUGGAGCCAGUUUUAUUUUACAACAAUUAUACAUGUUUUAGAAUAAUUUCGAUUAAGUUGUUAGUGAACUACAGUUUCAUACAAAACAAGAUGUUCAGUAGCGCAAUUGUACUAUAAGUGAAUAAUCCCGUAACCACCACAUCCAUGACAUUUGACGUUAAAUGCCAGUAGAAUACUCGUUGAAUACGAUUCAUUUCCUACAGUAUAAUACUCCCACAAACAGGUAACAUACCGCAGUGACCACUACCGUUUAGACCAGCUGUAAGCAAUGUGGAAUAGAUGGAACAAUAAGGUAACAAUAACAUAGAAAAAGAAAAGAAGAAGGAGAAGGAGAAGAAAAUAAGGCAAUAGUAGAAGAAGAAGAAAAUAAAUCAAUAGUAGUAGUAGAAGAAGAAAAAGAAAGUAGUGAUGAAACAGAAAGCAACAAAAAAAAACUACAUCAACAAUGCGAACCAAACGUGUCGCGUAACGUAAAGUGCAAUGACGGAAAAUCCCAAAAUAGUGUUCUAAGAAAGGAGAUGUUUAUUAAUACAUCCAUUUUAUUUUUAUAAUACCGUACCUUAGAUUUGUUAAUCGUGUUAGCCUUUUUUUGUUUGUUUUAAUUGUCUAGAAAAGUUUUUAUUUUAACUCUUUUCUGUUUUUUUUUUAUUAUUCUGUUAACGUUCUGCUCGUGUUUUCUUGAAGUUGAUUGUUAAAGUGAAUAGAGCUCGCAGUAGAGUAGAGAUUCGUUAUCAAUUCCUUACCCAUAGUAGGCUCUGAAUAGUGAAUGGUGUUGAUGGAUUUGCGCACGAAUCUAAGAUUCGGAACCGCGCAUCGUGGGGUUUGUUUGCGAAUUCUGAAGGAAUGAGGGCGCAGUGUGUUAUCACGUUUUUAUUUUAAAGGAAUUCUUAUUAGAAAAUUGGUUUGGUGAUUUGUUUCUUAAAAGAUUUAAAACCAAGAAAUAUUAUGGAAAUUCUUUUUGUAUUUUUUGUAGCAUAAAAUUACAUACAAAACAGGAAACGCUCUAUGAAGUUGUAGCACAACAGGAACAACAUAAAAAGCUCCGUAUAAUUCUUCGCCUUCAUUGGCUUCUCAUGCAAUGAGACGAUCAUCUCGACCAGAAAGUACCGUGCGCCAGUAAUUAAUUGUUGUUUUAUUUUGUCAGUUAAUAAUAACAACUUUCUUGUCCUGUUUGUUCGUCCUGUUGCACAUCUUUGGAAACACACACGUGCUAGAGGCCGCCCUCGUUACGCCAUUACUCCCUUUAACGUUUUGUUAUUUUCUCUUAACUGUUCUUAUUGUUGGUGCGAUUGCCUCGAAAUGGAAGCAUAAAUAAAUGAAUAAAUAAACCGAAUAGUAACAUUUUAGUACGAGCAAUUUAGUUGUUGGCGUGUACAAUCGCAAUCGUUUGUACGACGCCAAAUUCCCGAUUGAACGAACAAAACCGAGUGGACAGCAUAGCAAAGCCAGUAUUGUUUAAUGUUUUACCUAAUGGAUAAGUGUACUAUUGAUAUCGGAGUAGUGUUAAGAGCGCAAUCGUCCAAUUCAAACAUGGCAACAAAAUAUUCGUAUUCGAAGAAGUUACUUUGAAAUAGAUAAACAACAGAACAGAAAACAAGAUCGCCGAAAAAUAGGAAAACAUUGUAUUCUUCUAUCACAUAGUUCUCUUUGAGGAUGUUUUGUUCGAUAAACUUCUGUAGCAAAUACAAACGCGAGAUUUUCCUGUUAUGUUUCUAGUGAGUAUUUUGUUGAAACAAUAAAUGCUACAUAAACGUACGAAAGCGAUACGAAAACAAGCCAAGUAGAAAGUAAAAACAAAAGAAACAAAUUGUUGAAGAAUUUUAUUAUUAUCAUCACGUCCGAAAACAUACCAAUUUCGAAUAACUUGUUGAUUUUUAAAAACAUAUUCUAACUUACAAUAGCAAUAAAGGGAAAUUUCAACUAUCAGAACAUGUGAACAUGUUUAAAAAGAAAUCUGCAUAUUGCAUACAUUUAGGCGCAACUCUAACCUUACAUGUCGUAUAACAAUCCGUAUAACAGAUUGAUGGUUUCGUUAAAUUUCGGUUCAAUAAAAUGCAGCACAUGUUGAAUCUUAUUUUUUAUUUUAUUUUUAUCAUAUUUUUAUUGUGUUUUUCCACAUUUUUCUUUAUUUUCUUUCAAAGCAUGUUUGGUUUGUAUUGUUGAAUAUGUGUGAAUGGUUGUUGUUGUUAUUGUUUGCAUUUGCUUUUCUUGUCUGUUUGAAUCAAUCAAUCAAUCCAUCAAUUGCUGACCAGUUUUGUAGGCUUUAUAUGUUAGUGUUUUCAUUACCUGUGUUUCUUUUUCUACAUCCUUUCCCUCCGUUGCUACUGCAGUCGUUCUUCGAUCAGUUAUUGUAUAUACUGCAACAUUUUGCACAUUUUCUUUCCUUUCACUAUUAUGAUUCUACGACCCUAUGACACUUUCAACGUCUUUCGGCAUGCCACGGUUACAUGUUGUCGAGGGUUGCACUUAUUGGCGAUGUCUUUAAGACUUUGUCUGUUUCGACUACUUUCCUAUUCGCUCAAACCCUUAGCUUGACCUCUCGUCUCUAAAAAGCCAACGAUGCUUCAAUCAAUCAGCUUUUGAAUACUUAGAUUUCUUCGCACAUUUAAAUAAUACUUGCACAGGCAACUCAACCAACUCCAUCAAGCAGCAGCGUACUUACAGUUACGAUCAGAUCACUGUGAUUACUUCAGACCAGACACGUGCAUAUUGCUCACUUCCAGGAGCGAACUUGCUGUUAGUCAAAUUCUGCACAUGCUUUUGCAGAGAUCGACAAGACAUUCACGGACCAUAACCAAACCACAGGUCAUUCUGUUUUAUCUCUGUUCCAAAUAUAUAUAUUUAUCUGUAUAGGUAUAAUUGUUUAUGUAUAUAAAUAUUUAUGGAUUUGCUUUUUUUUGUAUAUUUCAUAUAGUUGAAGGAGAUAAUACGAUUUGGUUUUGUUCAAUAGGUUCGAUAUUUUAUCUUUUCCCAAUCGUUCAAUUCAUUUGUGGUUUCUUCUCCUACACAAACGUUCACAAAUCGCUUUCCCUCCUUUGGUUGUGUUUUGUUGCUUACCACUUAUCUUCCAUAUUGUUUUGUUCCAGAGUUCUUUCUUUCAUUCCUGGCUACACAUCCAUUUACUAUUUGUGUCCUUUUGUUGCAUUUUCCAUUUCUUUUAUUAGACCUUCUCAACAUGCUGCUCAAAAGCUUCUUGCACGACAUGAUGCAACACUUACUUGCAUGCACAGGCAAGUGUUUCUUUGUUCUUGUUGUUAUAUUUUACUCUUCCUUGUUUUUAUUUCAUCCAAUGCUGUGAUUAUAGAGUUCAGAAUACAUAUAUUGUUUUAUGCACGAUCGUAUG